Cricetulus griseus (Chinese hamster) is the source of this 5134-nucleotide messenger RNA. The record is from RefSeq and is a predicted model, not a curated record. NCBI's taxonomy places the organism in Eukaryota, Metazoa, Chordata, Mammalia, Rodentia, Cricetidae.
AUUGGGAACGGGCUGGGUGAAACGGCCCGGGAGGCGCGACUCUUGCUGGAGAAGGCUGCUUCGUGUGACGGCGAGGGUCGGUGCGGGCUCUUGACGCUGCGGAGCCGGCGGGUUCCAGGACAGAAGUCGCUGGAGCCAUCCCUGGGCGCCGGGCAGCUGAGAAGCCCGAGGCGGCCUCUGCUACCGCUCGGCUUCGCCCACCUCGACCCCAGGGCUUUGCCCAGUGUUCCCGGGCUUGCUCUUCCUGUGAGGCGGCCCGGUGCAGGCGGGCGGUGGCGGAGGAUGCUGCGGGGCCCGGAGCCGAGAGGAAGGUCCUGACCCAGCCCUCUGAUUGCUCCUCGAGGUCUUCCGAGAGGCCCUUCCUCGGCCCCAAAGCCGACAGCGGGUAAAGGCUUCACGAGCAGGCGAGAGCAGCAGACGCCGCCCAUCCCCGGACCCAACACCAUGUCGUCCGCCAGGUUUGAUUCUGCAGACCGCUCUGCCUGGUACAUGGGGCCAGUGUCUCGCCAGGAGGCUCAGACCCGUCUCCAGGGCCAGCGCCAUGGCAUGUUCCUAGUCCGGGACUCCUCUACCUGCCCCGGGGACUAUGUACUGUCCGUGUCCGAGAACUCGCGUGUCUCGCACUACAUCAUCAACUCCCUGCCCAACCGCCGCUUUAAGAUCGGGGACCAGGAGUUUGAUCAUUUGCCGGCCUUGCUGGAGUUCUACAAGAUCCACUACCUGGAUACGACCACCUUAAUCGAACCAGCGCCCAGGUAUCCAAGCCCACCAAUGGGUUCUGUCUCAGCACCCAACUUGUCUGCAGCAGAAGAAAAUGUGGAAUAUGUACGGACUCUGUAUGAUUUUCCUGGGAAUGAUGCUGAAGACCUGCCCUUUAAAAAGGGGGAGAUUCUAGUGAUAAUAGAGAAGCCCGAAGAACAGUGGUGGAGUGCCCGGAACAAGGAUGGCCGGGUUGGGAUGAUUCCUGUUCCUUAUGUUGAAAAGCUUGUGAGGUCUUCGCCACAUGGAAAGCAUGGAAAUAGGAAUUCUAAUAGUUACGGCAUCCCAGAACCUGCUCACGCAUAUGCUCAACCUCAGACCACAACUCCUCUACCUACAGUUGCCAGUACUCCUGGGGCAUCGAUCAACCCUUUGCCAUCCACACAGAAUGGACCUGUCUUUGCAAAAGCAAUCCAGAAGAGAGUACCUUGUGCUUAUGACAAGACUGCCUUGGCAUUGGAGGUUGGUGACAUUGUGAAAGUCACAAGGAUGAAUAUAAAUGGCCAGUGGGAAGGCGAGGUGAAUGGGCGCAAAGGGCUUUUCCCUUUCACACAUGUUAAAAUCUUUGACCCUCAAAACCCAGAUGACAACGAGUGAUUGCUAUUGCCGUCCCUGCUGCUGCCUUGUGCUGCCUGUCAUAGUCUCCUUUGAAGUGGGAAGCGUUCUCUCACAUGCAAGUCACACCGUGCUGCUGGUGGCCAGCUUUCCAUACAUUGGCGGUCUCCUGCACAUUUGGAAUGCCUCCAGCAGCUGCCUCUUGGCAUUUGUAUCAUAGUCAUACUGUCAAAGAGUAGCUGAUUUUAGAGUUCUUCUGGAUUAUAAACUGGAAAACUGGUGGAAGCACACAGGUAGAAAGAAUUGAACACAGAAAGGGUCUUCCUUCUCAUCACUGCCUUGCUUGUACUUGAGGCUGACUCUGUGUGCUUGUCAUAGAACGUGUGAGCCUGCUGGUGUCCACAUGGAGAGGGUUAGCCUCUGCAAGCUCUUGCCGUUGCUGGGCCACAGAGCAAUGGCUUUGCCACAACUUGUUUUUCUUGGGACGACAGAGGAAGUAAACUCCAGACAGUUCUGUCCGAACUUCUGAAAUCUGGCUUGUUUCCACUUUCUUUUGUUUAGUUUUGGUUUUGGAAGACUAAUUCAUUAGAGUUGUGUGUUCCGAACAGAUUUUUAAAUAGUAGGUUGGAUUUUUGUGAUAGUGUAAGGAACAAUACUUGUCCCUGAGCUUCCAAACAGAAGCUGCUGUAUGUAACUAAAGGAAUAUGAAAAGACCCCCUGAAGUAGAGGCCUUUAUCUUUUGGUUGCCAUAAUGCCCUGUGUACCAUGUGGCAAACAGUGCAUACAAACAGCAUUCAUGGUGUGCCAUGCUGUGUGCAGCCGGGAAGCACCAGGGUGAGCCGUAAUCUCAAGAGCCUGAGCAGAAAAGAGUGGAGCACUUGGUUAGUUCUGGCUAGCUUUUCAAUGGGUAUACCCCUUUAAGAACUACAGUGAAGUUUAUAGAAUAUUGGAUUCACCACAAAGUCUUGUCAGCCCUUCCUGUCCAGACCCAAGCCUGUCCAGGCAGCUUGAAAGUGGUAGUACUGUCUGUUCUGUUCCACAGCCUCAGUGGAUCAGAACACAGUGCUCCUGAGCAAAGAAAAUGCAGGCUCUGGAACCCUUAGCCCAUAUACCACGACCUAGUAUGUAAGUCAGCUGGUACAAAUGUGUGUCUGAUCCCUUAUCCACACGUGGCAAACCUGAGUUGUAGAACUUUUCUGUAGUAUCCGUUUUCAGCUGAACCCUGACGAGGACAUGCCUCCACACACAACACAGCAGACCCAGAAAUGUAGCAGUGACUUAGUGAAUAGCUCCAGCAUUUACACAACAUCUGCAACUGUGGCCCUGGCUCUGGAGGCUCUUAGGCUGUGAGAACUAGUGGAAUAUAUUCAGGAGACAAAACUAACACAACCACUUGUCCACUAUAUUUAUUUAUUUCUCUUAAAGCGGUGUGUGUGUGUGUGUGUGUGUGUGUGUGUGUGUGUGUGUGUAUGUUGGCACACACCUGGCUCUGGAGGCUCUUAGUGGAAUAUAUUCAGGAGACAAAAACUAAUACAACCAUUUGUCCACUAUAUUUAUUUCUCUUAAAGCCGUGUGUGUGUGUGUGUGUGUGUGUGUGUGUGUGUGUGUGUUGGGCAUGGUGGCACACACCUUUAAUCCCAGCAUUUAGAAAGGCAGAGACAAGCAGGCCUCAGAGUUCAAGGCUAGCCUGGUGUAUGUAGUGUGUUACAGGACAGCCAGGCCUAUAUAGAGAGACUGUUUCAGGAGCUCCCCCUGCCCCCCCCCAAAGUGUGGGGGGGUCCCUACAUAUAUGAAUGUGCAUCACAUAGGUGCAGUGCCUAAGGAGGUCAGAAGAGGGCGGAGGGCGAGGGAUCCUCUGGAACUAAAACUAUGUGGGUGCUAAGAAUUGUGCCUGGGUCCUCUGUAAGAACAGCGAGUGCUCUUAGCCAGAGCCACGUCUUGAGCCCCAACCAUUUCUCUUUAAAUCAGUGCUCCAUCAGGCUGAUAAGUGACAUACUAAAGAAUGUUCAUGUGACAAAAUGGUCCUUUGGGGGUGGUGUCAUGUCUCCCUGUUUGUAGCUUUUCAGAAAAAAAGUGGUAGAGGUCAGCUUCCUGUCCCUGAAAGCUGCCGUUUUUAGCCAGGUCUGUUAAGUGAACCCUAAACCCUGCCUAGAACAAUACUUGCCUUCUGGCUAGUGACCCAGUUCAGCCCUAUGCCUUUUGAUACCUGCACUGGAUACAUGCCUUGUUCACAGAGGACACAAUCCCAAGGAGUCACACCCCAUUGCUGGGGCUUGAACCUCAUGCCUUAUACAUGCUAGAUAAACCCUCUGCCACUGAGUUCCUUUACAUUUUGAAAUGGGAUCUCCAUCAAUUGCCCAUGCUAGGUUCAAAUUUUCCAUCUGAAAUUACAAAGGUUUGAGUCACCACACCCAGCUCUUAAGAUCUUUUGAAACUACAUUUAACUAAAGGGGCUUGGUGCCUUUUGAUUAUAGCAGCUUGCUUGUGCAGGCAGCCAUUUCUGAGAGCAGGGUUUCCCUUCUCAAGUCUGUUGACCAGCAAGACUGCAUGUAGAUUCAGGAUCAAAAUGUCCCAUAAACCUGGAGUUUGGUUUCUGAAAUCAGCUAAUUUGGCCCAUGUAAAUGUUUCUACAGCUCCCUCAGAUCCAAAGCUGGAAAUAAAGACUUAAGUUCAGAACUCUCAAGAUAUGUGCCAAAAGUAGUAAUUUCCUGACUUAAAAGCUCAUCAGUCUCUUAAUUGGGAAAAUUUUCUUUUCGCACUGAUAGAAAGUGUGUCUUGCCUAGGUCCCGCCCCUCUGGGCAGACCCUCGGCCUCAGAGGGGAAUGUGAUCCUGGGCUUUCCUUCUGUGAGCAUCAUGGUUACAUGGUUUGCUCUGCUGUGUUGUAGAGAGUACUGGGUUGACAACUCACUCACUACGGCUGUUGUAUCUGAAAAGGAAACAACUAGGUAGUCAGGGCAUAGACAACUAGACUGCAGUCCUGUUUCCUGGACAGGACCUCCCUUGCAGAAGGCAUCCUUGUCACUUCUGCACUGUUGCUGGGUUGCCAGGGUGCACUGGCUUUGGUCACCCAGAUGCAGAAUCCUCUGCUCACCGGAAGAGACUCUGUACCCUCUCUUGGAGUUGCGCGUCGCUGGCUCUGCGCCAGCCUUCCUCUCCAGCUGUUUACAGACAAGAUGGGCCAGGACUGAUGGCCACUGCUCUUGUAACUUUUGUUCAGAAUAGUGAGUGUUUUUAAGGGAUGAUGUGUUCUUGUUCCAGGUGUUUAUAAUUUAAUCCUUUAAUAUUAUGUUCAUUAACCUCUUAAAAUGAGUGAAACCUUGAUUGUUGUAACACAGUACCUAAGACUAAUGCUCUCUGUGGACUCCUCCCCAUGGGACCAGAGAACCACAUCCCUGGGACUACUGAGAGUCUGGACACUGAGCUGCUUGUAUAUUCUAGAGGAGCAGGAGGACAGUUCUCUGAGACAGGAGGAACAGUGGCCUUGCUUCUAGACGGUCUUCACUGUGUGUUUUAAAACGACAUAAAACUCUUUUGACAUGUAUAACUUAAAGAUCAUAAGCGUCAGGCAAUAAUAUUUUCUGUGUAAGCUUUUAAAAUUAUUUUUGGGGAUCAUAGCUUGUUUUAUUUUGUGCUAUAAAAUUAACAGUAUUAAAUGACUUAUAUUCUUAGAAUACAUUGAGUGUCUUUUCUUAACAGAUUAGUGCCUUUUUAUUUUUGUAUUCCAUUUUACGUUACUGGUCCCAGCAUCAAAACCCUUGUUUCCAUGGCCUGUUUGUACAUUGUCUCAAUAAAACUUGCACCAGCUGGCGGUGGCAGCAG